This is a messenger RNA of Hypanus sabinus (Atlantic stingray), 545 nucleotides long. Its product is annotated as prostate stem cell antigen-like. Lineage: Eukaryota; Metazoa; Chordata; Chondrichthyes; Myliobatiformes; Dasyatidae. The transcript has 3 exons. The coding region runs from base 192 to 545 and encodes 117 amino acids. The record is from RefSeq and is a predicted model, not a curated record.
UCUAGUAUUUCAGGUUUGUCUGUGUUGUAACAGUUCACCUCCUUGCUGAGCCAGCCUUUAUAAGACUGCUCCGAUGAGUCCACUGGUCAGAAGCCAAAAGGAUUUCAGGAACUCAGGUCAGAUCUUGAUAACAGCAAUAUCUCCAUUUCUCGUUACCGUCAAAAACUCAAGCAAAUCAAAUCAGAAGCAAAAUGAAGUACCUUCUUCUCCUGGGAUGCGGUCUUCUUCUCUGUGCCUCUCUGGGUACCUGUCUGGAGUGUUUCAGAUGUGCAAUCUCAUUGAACAAGUGUAUAUCUGAUAAGGUUAAUUGCACCCAAGCUAAUGAGAAAUGCUUCCUUCAGGUUGGGAAAGCCGGUAUUGCAUCGGUUUACAGGGCUGGAUGUUCCACUCCUGAGGUGUGUGGCCAAAACUCUGAGCAAUCUUUUUUGGGACAAACAGUCUCUCUCAAGACUAGCUGUUGUGAUACUGAUCUCUGCAAUGGAAGUGAUUACAUUAAGUUAUCUCUUCCGUUGUGCCUCAUUGUGGUUGCACUUUGGUUUCUCUGA